Messenger RNA from Cucurbitaria berberidis CBS 394.84, 2421 nucleotides. RefSeq lists its product as uncharacterized. The transcript is spliced from 3 exons. NCBI's taxonomy places the organism in Eukaryota, Fungi, Ascomycota, Dothideomycetes, Pleosporales, Cucurbitariaceae. Bases 1 to 2421 code for a protein of 806 amino acids. The record is from RefSeq and is a predicted model, not a curated record.
AUGGCUCAACCUCCAUCAAUUCCUGCUACCAACGCGACCCUUGGGAAGCGAGCUCGCUCGGUUGAUACCGACACUUCAUCAAAGCGAGCGUGCAGUGACGAGUAUCAUAAUCUUGGUUCUGAUGAGAGUGUCUACCCACCCCGCAAUACAACACCAUAUAUGGUAUCGCCAUCUUUCCUAGAUUUUGAGGAUUCACCAGAGCCUGUAGUUGCAUCGAUUGGUUCCGCGCCAGCCGUGUAUCCUGAUCGCCGAUACCGACAAGCAGUGCUCCAAAUGAACGGUCAAGAACCACCUACUACGAAUAUGUGCCAUCACCCUCCCAGCGUACGCCUCGCCAUGCCGUCGCUCGAGAACGGUCAACACCCUAGCCCCCCUCUCUUCGGCAACCUUGGACACUUUUCACAGCGCAAGCCUCCACCAUAUACAGCACAGAGUACACAAUCACAAAGGCAGCUUCCAAGCCCAUCAGUUCCGCUGAUACACAAACCAAAACAGGCAUCACUUCAGCCGAAUCGUGGUACUAUCAGUCUGGGCGAAGGAAGUCCAGUCACAUAUCCAAUUGACCUUGAUGGUAACACUUCAUCACCAUGGUCUGGCUCGUCAGUGGCCUAUGAUAACUACUUUCAUAUUGUAACCCCUUCGAGUGUUACGGCUAGUCGAAAUACUCCAAGUUGCUCACCAAAGCAAGGCACGCAACAUCCAGUCGUAGGAGAAAAGCGGCCAUUAGACAUGCCAGAAGAAGAGGACCAGAAGCAAGCCGCAGCAAAGAAAGCGCGCAUUGACCGCACCGAGGUUGACCUAGUACUAUACGAGAAUAACAAGGACGCGAUUGAAAGUCUGUGGAAAGCGGGUCGAAAAGACCCUAAAGCCCGUUGGUUUGAGAAGCUGUACGCUUGGAAAGACACCGUCAAACGGCCAGCUCAACGACCCAAUCCUCGUAAGCCAAAGGUCGAACAACCAGAUCGGAAUCGAAGGAUUGCUCCUGCUCAGCUUCCCAAUAAUUUAACUCGAACGUCGGACAUGACAUCUCCUGUGGAAAUUGUGUAUAUUCGACAACGCUGGGAAAGCUCAAAGCCGGGAGAACAAAAACAUCCAAUGAACAAGGUUUUAGUACCGGACUACCCUCAAGAAGAUACCAUUGAGAACAGUAGAUUGCGAUCAAAUGGAAACUACAGUUGCAGACAUAUCAACAGAGAGUUCAAUUGCUGCAAAAAUGGGCUUUCUCGGGCACAGAAACAGACCUCCAUCUACAAGGGCCUGAUCAGUUGGAAGAGGGAGGUUGAACGACUCAUUGAACAAGGUGACCUCCAUAUUGCUCACAAGACCUGGAAUCAGUGGCACGACGCGAAUAUCCGAGACAAGACAGGAGUCGCGGCGCAACGACGAAACCGGAUCGACGCACUCCUCCAGCCUGUACAAGGACCACACCAGAAUUUGCUAGCACCAGCUUCUCAGGGCACAGUCCAUCUAAAUCAACAACAGGCUCGUCACCCGGUGAAGAGGGCUAGUCUAGCAUCAGCCUUACCCAUCCCAUCUGUUGAAGAGAGCAACAAAGUUAGGAGAUUGUCGGCCCGUCCUCAUCGGCCUUCAGUAAUGCCUGCUGGAACGAUGCAAAGACCGGUAUCUUCCGGGAGCGAUAUAGCUAGAUCGACAUAUCAAGUAUCAGCACCAACGACUGUACCAAAUGAUACAGCAUUCUCUCCUUGGGUUGGAUUGCCUCCACCAGUGAAUGUGAUACAACCGGCUCAAAGCAUCAGUCAAAAACUGGUAGCUACUGAGCAAAAGUCUGACUCCACGGGGCCGCCGACGAAGAACGUUGUCCAGGUGACACCAAAGCCGAUUCCUAAUCCAGAAUUCAGGAUACGUCAACACGCAAUGGAAGCUAUCCAGCGUCAGAUUGGAAUGAAUAGCACCGCGCGUGCUAGGAAUAAAGAGGCUGAAGGUGUGACAAUUGGUGGUAUUGAUCUCUCCAAGGAGCCCAUAUCUCAGGAUCUGCCAGGUGUCAUGAAGAGGGUCAUAUGCGCGUUGAGACUGACAGCUGUAGAAGCUGCCAAAGCGUCGCCAAAACCCGAGGUACUAGCAUCUGUUGAAGUCAGCAAGGCAGCUUUCAACAAGGAACCAGAGACAAUCGAAACACCACUUUGGGACCUUUUCGAUUGCCUUCCCGGUGAGACUUGGGAGCAACUCUGUGCCUACCCACUAGAAGACGACCUCUUUCUGAGUACCGCCUCAAAUACAGGCAUGCACACAAGCACCGAAACAGAUGACAAGAUGACGUUGGCGGAGGAACACGAGUGGAUUUUGAAGCAGCAUGGCGCUCCUGCCGCUGUCUUGGAAGCGUCUACCUCUUUUGAAGAGUUUCAACAUGCGAUGGGGACAUUUGACGCAUGGGAAUCGGAAGGAUACAAACUAUUCCCAUAA